AUGCAGGCGUUCGCGAUGUUCGCAAUGGGACAAACCAUGCCAGCCGGUCCCACAACCACCGUGACACAACCGGAGGCUGUCGAGACACCACCCACUGCUGUACCCGAGCUCGUACCGGAGGCUGCUACCAUAAUUCCAGAAGAAACCACCUCUGCACAGGACACAGUCCCAGUCAUCACCACCAAGCCGGAGGACGAUGCAGUACCCCGCUGUUCCAGUACCAACCCUUGCGGAGAUUCGCGAAGUAGAGACAGAUCUGGCCGCGGGACUGAAUUAUUGGCCGUAAGCGAACCCAGGUUAGAUUCUGAUUCUACGAGGGAAACCCCUGUUUUAAAGGAUGGAGAGGAAGGUGGAGCACUCGAUUCUGAGGAUGCUCAAGAAACUGUUGAUGCAGGACUCAACAUGAUAGUGGAUCUAACUGAGGUCCCUGAGGAGGCCGAUUCGCAGCUAAAUCUAAGGGGAACAAGGAGAGGGACACGUCGAAGUAUUCUUGAUGACAUUGACGAAUCCGCACAACAAAAGGAUAAGGAAACGCUGGACCUAGCGACAGCCGUGUCUGAGCAGGGAGACUCCCCCAGACCGAGUGGAAGGGAGAGUGAAGAAGAGGGGCGCCGCGCGAUGGCUAAGAAAAGGAAAGGAAAACAAAUUGCUUCCUCCUCGACCGAGAAGGCGAGGGAGAUAUCUACUGAUUCCCCACUUCCUCCACCUACCAAGGUACCAUACGCCGCAGAGCCCGAGAGUCCUGCCAGGUCCAGCGAUUCAGAGGAGGACCAAGAGGCAGAUGUACUGAACUUUGAGCCGACGGAAAUUUGGAUUACAAAGGAACUGCUGGACGAUAUGAGAAAAUUUGACGAUCCGAAACGUGCGGCCAUAUACAAGGAGAAGAGUGCUGAGGGAAAGGGAGACUCCCCCAGACCGAGUGGAAGGGAGAGUGAAGAAGAGGGGCGCCGCGCGAUGGCUAAGAAAAGGAAAGGAAAACAAAUUGCUUCCUCCUCGACCGAGAAGGCGAGGGAGAUAUCUACUGAUUCCCCACUUCCUCCACCUACCAAGGUACCAUACGCCGCAGAGCCCGAGAGUCCUGCCAGGUCCAGCGAUUCAGAGGAGGACCAAGAGGCAGAUGUACUGAACUUUGAGCCGACGGAAAUUUGGAUUACAAAGGAACUGCUGGACGAUAUGAGAAAAUUUGACGAUCCGAAACGUGCGGCCAUAUACAAGGAGAAGAGUGCUGAGGGAAAGGUUGCGAAGUCUGGAAAGAUUUGA
Messenger RNA from Salvia splendens (bonfire salvia), 1260 nucleotides. Its product is annotated as nucleolar protein dao-5-like. Lineage: Eukaryota; Viridiplantae; Streptophyta; Magnoliopsida; Lamiales; Lamiaceae. The coding region runs from base 1 to 1260 and encodes 419 amino acids. The record is from RefSeq and is a predicted model, not a curated record. The transcript is spliced from 4 exons.